CUGUCUUGUAAUGUUUACUUUCGCGUCCGGCGUGUAUUCGUCAACAGCGCUACCAUCUUCGUCGUGGGGUUGAUGUCUCCAAUGCUAGCCCUCCUUUUCACAGUUCUUGUUAACGCCACUGAUCUGUAUUAGCUGACAGCUUAUUCAGAUCAGUGGUCGCAUACACAAUAAACGCUGCUGCGCCGUUAACCGACAGACUGCUGAAAGAUCCUCGUUCAUGAUGGCGAUGUUCCGCAGUUUUGUGUCGGCUACCCAGCUCAGGCAACAUCACCAUCACCCUCAACCGAACGGGGCAGCGGCGGCCGCCCCGACUGAGAGCAUCGAAAGCCAGUUUUCCUGCCCCAUUUGUUUGGAGGUCUACCACAAACCUGUCAGCAUCGUAAGCUGCGCCCACACGUUUUGUGGCGAGUGCCUGCAGCCCUGCCUGCAGGUGACCUCCCCACUCUGCCCCCUGUGCCGCAUGCCUUUCGACCCAAAGAAGGUGGACAAGUCCUCCAGCGUGGAGAAGCAGCUCUCUUCCUACAAGGCACCCUGCCGGGGCUGCAGUAAAAAGGUCACCCUGGUGAAAAUGAGAUCACACAUUUCCUCCUGCUCAAAGGUUCAGGAGCAGAUGGCCAACUGCCCAAAAUUUGUGCCGGUUGUGCCCACCUCACAGCCCAUUCCCAGCAAUAUUCCAAACCGCUCCACCUUCGCGUGUCCGUACUGCGGCGCCCGCAACCUGGACCAGCAGGAGCUGGUCAAGCACUGCAUGGAGAACCACCGCAACGACCCCAACAAAGUGGUGUGCCCCGUGUGUUCCGCCAUGCCCUGGGGUGACCCCAGCUACAAGAGCGCCAACUUCCUGCAGCACCUCCUGCACCGGCACAAGUUCUCCUAUGACACCUUUGUGGACUACAGCAUCGACGAGGAGGCGGCAUUGCAGGCUGCCUUGGCGCUCUCGCUUUCAGAGAACUGAGGACGGCACCUCCACCCUCCCUCUGCCCUGACACGCCCACCACCAAAAAAAUAACAUGGGCCCUUCUUUCACCCCAGCCCCCUCCACCCGCAGAACUGAUUGCCCCCCCCCCUCCACCCUUAUGCCCUCCGGGACCUGAACAUUCCCCCUACACC
Molecule: messenger RNA, 1110 nt
Organism: Anguilla anguilla (European eel)
Lineage: Eukaryota; Metazoa; Chordata; Actinopteri; Anguilliformes; Anguillidae
Product: E3 ubiquitin-protein ligase RNF166
Exons: 6
Coding region: 218-955 (245 amino acids)
Biological process (GO): protein polyubiquitination; ubiquitin-dependent protein catabolic process
Molecular function (GO): ubiquitin protein ligase activity
Source: RefSeq, a predicted model, not a curated record